Paramacrobiotus metropolitanus is the source of this 611-nucleotide messenger RNA. RefSeq names its product PAB1-binding protein 1-like. The coding region runs from base 135 to 611 and encodes 158 amino acids. The transcript is spliced from 3 exons. The record is from RefSeq and is a predicted model, not a curated record. NCBI's taxonomy places the organism in Eukaryota, Metazoa, Tardigrada, Eutardigrada, Parachela, Macrobiotidae.
UUUCGUUAAAGUCGUGUCGCGCAUCCACUCAAUAUUCGUAUAAUUUCUGCUGAAAUGCGCUUUGAUCAACAUAAUUCCUGGAGGCCUCUUCAUUCUGGCCCUGUUUUUCGCCAGACUCCAGAUUUCCAUAAAAUAUGAGAGCUAAUUGUGCUGACGUUGCUGGUGUUUUGGCUGCCAUUGCUUCCGUCCAGGCCGAAGACACAUCUUCGCUCGAGCAGUGCGCGGGUCGCAAAGAGUGUGCGAAGGAUGAAGAAUGCAAACGCGACUGCGGGUUGGGUUGUCUGGACGACCGAUGCAAGUGCCUACGCAAAGACGAGAAAAACCUAGAAGCAAAGAAAAAGUGCGAACGGGUACCAGAUAGCACAGCCCCAGGAAACGGCAGACCUGCCCACCAAAUGUACGUGCCCCCCUCAACAAACCACAACCAGCCCAAGCCUGCCGCUCCUGCUCGUGCCCCUGCCCGGUUCCCAUCCUUUGCUCCUGCGCCCGCCCCCGCCCCCGCCCCAGCACCCGUCGCAAACCCAGAGACGUCCAACGGACGCACCCACGGCCCGCACGACCAGCACCUUCGCACUAUCGUGCCAGCUAUAUCGAAGCCUGCCAAAGGAUAG